AUGAGCACUGAUGGAGAAAUGUCAAUCUUUGGGCCAGCGGCCCCCUUCCUCCGUAAAUCUGAGCGUGAGCGGACGGAGGCCCAAAGUCGCCCGUUUGACAAUAAGACGGCGUGCUUUGUGAGCGAUGACAAGGAGCUGUACGUGAAGGCGGAGAUCACGGAGAGAGAUGGCGCCAAUGUGACAGUGAAGACGCAUGAUGACAGGGUGAGAUUAUAAUCAUAACUGAUUAAUAACUCUCUGGAUUAAUGAUUUUAUCAAUAUCUGGAUAACUUUGGCCUAAUUUCAUAUUUAGAUUUUCAACUUAACUUGCAGUAAAACUUUGAUUGAUUAGAUAAGACUGAAUCAUCUUCCUCUUAAAGUUCUUGUAGUUCAUCCCAGGGUUGAUUGUGUGGGUGGUCUGUCUCUAAAUAGUCCCCCUUUCUUUUACUUUAAGUUCAAUAUUGUUUAUUGACUUCUGUUGAAUGGCAGUUUUUAAUGGUUGCAUGUUUUCAGACAGUGAAUCCAGUGUCUAGAAGUGCAUCAAAAUUGUAACGUUUAACUUUGGAUCAACCUGUGUCUUUAGACAGUGACGGUCAAAGAGGAUCAGGUGUUUCCAAUGAAUCCUCCAAAGUUUGACAAGAUCGAGGACAUGGUGAUGAUGACUCACCUUCAUGAACCUGCUGUCCUGUUUAACCUGAAGGACAGAUAUGCUGCCUGGAUGAUCUACGUAUGUAUCAUAGAGUUUAGCAUCAGGUACCAGAGUUCAGAUAAAAUCAGAGAGCAAAAGAAAAUUAAUCAAGUUGUUGAGAAGGAAACUUCAUUCAAACUUUAUCAUCCGUGACAGAAUUUAAUGUUUUAAAACUGAUCUACAAGUUGGGGUUAAUUCAUUUACGUAGUUAUAUCUAAUAAGAAGCUGAAAUGAUGAUUGACACAAAACAACUGAAGUUCAACAUGAAGUGUCAGUUUCCUUUUUUAAAUUAGUGAAUUCGGGAAAUGACCAUCAUUUUAUCAGCCAAACAAAUACUUUCUGUCCAUGCGUAUGUAAAUGCUAAACCAUCAUGAUGAAUUGUGCCAGUAUAUAAACAUUUACAACAUCCACAUUACAACGGAAUUAAAGACAAUCAAUGGCUAGCUGGUAUAGCAUCGUGUGUUUUUUUUUUUUGUAUUUUCAGACUUAUUCCGGGCUUUUCUGUGUGACGGUGAAUCCUUACAAAUGGCUGCCUGUCUACAACCCAGAGGUGGUCCGAGCCUACAGAGGGAAGAAGAGGAUGGAGGUCCCUCCUCACAUCUUCGCUCUGUCGGAUAACGCCUACCAGUUCAUGCUGACAGGUGUGCUACGUUCACGCUAACGAGUACAAAAAGUUUAUGCUAACAGGAAUAUGAAGUUCACACUAAUGGAUAUCAAGCACACACAUUACAGACAUGCUAACAGGAGUGUUAGGGUUCGUGCUAACGUUUAUUUGAUGAUGCUUGGUUUCCAGUUGUUGAUUAAUGUGUAACUGGAAUAUGUUUAUAAAUGAAGUCCAGCACAAGGUGCAUUUUUUUACAGACAUAACCUUGGUAGAAACUACCUAUGGCCAUCAUGAGAUGGUAAUUUUAUCUGAUGAGUUUGGGUGACCAUAUUCUGACUUCCCAAAAAGAGGAUAUGACUACACGUGGGCGGAGUCACGAAGUCGCACAAAGUUAAUUUUGAGAGUUUUUCGAGUCAGAUAGAGCAUCUUUUACUCAGUAAGUCCACGUGACACAAACUCAAAACUCACAUACAAAACCGCAGACAUUUGAAGGAUUUUAUAAACGUACCCAGACAAAGCCCGACAAAUCAGGACAGCCCCCCAAAAAGAGGACAUGUCUGGGUAAAAGAGGACGUAUGAUCAGCCUAGAUGAGUUAUAAAUUUGUCAGUACUUCAGACUAAACCGUAAUUCGCAGAAUAACCCUUCAUUACAAAAUGUGUUGAGGCUACAUAAACAAAUCCUUAUCAGUCACAAUCGUUCAGUAAUCAAUACAGGCAGCUAAAUCUAUAAAUAAACUUUGAGCUAGUUAGCAGCCUGUUAGUUCAGCUAGUGCACUGCAAUAAAAAAAAAACCUUGAAAUUUUCUUACAAAACUUUUGACAAAAAUGUCACAUAGGAGGUAGGGAGUUAUUUUGGCACCUAGGAUAUCAUGGAAAUUCCUACACGACUACUUAAUGAACUGCCUCUGUAUUAUAUAUUUAAAUGGAAAUUAGGCGUAACAGAGAUUAUAUUUACUAACAGGUGAGAUAAGUGCAUAAGAUAGAUUUCAAAUCAACACCAGUUAAAGCUAAUCACUGUGUCUCUUUAUAUGCCCUCAGAUCGAGAAAAUCAGUCAAUUCUCAUCACGUAAGUUCUGAUAAAGUUUUCGUCUAAAAAAAAUAAAUAGCCAAAGCAUUAAUUGAAUAUUUCUGUGUAAAUAGAUAUAAGAACUGUAAUACUGAUUCUUAUUUUAGUGGAGAAUCUGGUGCAGGAAAGACUGUCAACACGAAACGUGUCAUUCAGUAUUUUGCAACCAUUGCCGUUUCUGGAGACAAGAAGAAAGAGGUGAACAGUAAAAUGAAGGUGAGUUCACUUCAAUGGGCAGUAGAUUCUGUUUUUAUGUUUCAGUUUUGAGAGUAAUUAAUUCAAAAAGGGUUUAAAUUUGUUUGAUUUUUGAAGGUUCAUGUGUUUUCUGUUGGUUCAGGGGACUCUGGAGGAUCAGAUCAUCCAGGCUAACCCUCUACUGGAAGCCUUCGGAAACGCAAAGACGAUGAGGAACGAUAACUCAUCCCGUUUUGUAAGCUGAAGGAUAAAUUGCGAUUGAACAUCUUUUUUAUGUAACACAUGGACUCUUAACUUUUUUUGUUAAAUUCAACAGGGAAAGUUUAUUCGAAUCCACUUUGGUGCAACUGGUAAACUAGCCUCUGCAGACAUAGAAACAUGUAAGUUUAAACACUUUUUUAAUUUAAAAAAAUAUUUGAUAAAUGAUGUUUUUGAACACUUAAAGGGAUUUUCACUGUUGUAGAUCUGCUGGAGAAGUCCAGGGUGACAUUUCAGCUGUCGGCUGAGAGAAGCUAUCACAUUUUUUACCAGCUCACCUGCAAUAAAAAGCCUGAACUGAUUGGUAAUUUUAUUUAUUAUUUGGGAUUUUGUUAAAGAGAUAUUCAAAGACAGCUAUAAGAGCUUUAUUUCAUCUCUCCAGAUCUUCUCUUGAUCACCACAAACCCGUACGACUUUACCUUUGUCAGUCACGGAGAAAUAAGCGUGAAAAGCAUUGACGAUGCUGAGGAGCUGAUGGCCACUGAUGUGAGUUGAAGAUGAUAAUGCACCAUAAUUUUUUGGUUUUCAUCUUACCUAUUUAUCCUAAUCUAUUACACAGGAGGCUUUUGACAUCCUGGGUUUCACCAGCGAAGAGAAAGCUUCGGUCUACAAACUGACGGGGGCAGUGAUGCACUAUGGGAACAUGAAGUUUAAGCAGAAACAACGAGAGGAGCAGGCAGAGCCGGAUGGCACAGAGGGUGAAUAUCAUCAAACAGCGUUGAUGGAAGGAAACAGAAAUAAAAAGACUUAAGUUAUGAUGUCAGAUUUUAAUUGGUUAUAUUUAGUUAAGUUAAAGGAAUAUAGAUUUCUUUUUUGGUGGGUUUCACAAACUGGGUGUUGACAUGUAUCCAUCACUCAGCUGUGAUUCUUCCUCCAGAGGAAGGAUAUGUUUACUCUGAUCUCUACGGAAAAACCAUCGUACACUGAACUAUUUAGACUCAAUGUAGGAAUUCAUGGACUGUAAAUGACUAAGAUAUUAGGAGCCCCUGCACUCCUAAAAAAGCAUGUUUAUUUUUUAAAUCUUGUGCGCAUAAGAGAUUGAUGUUGUUGGAACAAAUAAUUAUCUUGUGGAUGCACAACAAUUACCAAUGUGUUAAUAUAUUGUAUCAUGUAAUUAUUGUCCUGUGCACACAACAAAAAUAUCUUGUGUGAACAAGUAAUUAUCUUGUGAGCAAAGAAAAUUAUCUUUUGCACACAAGAGAAUUACACAAUAUGGUAUCUUAUGCCCACAUAAUUAUCUUGCAAACAUAGGUCAAUAUUAUGUUUCCACAAAUUUAUAUCUUAUGUACAGAGGAAAAUAAUCUUGUUGGGACAAAAUAUUAUCUUGUGCAUAUAAAAUGAUCAUCUUGUUUGCAUAUAUUUUAUCUUGUGUUAACAUUGACAUUAUUUUGUCAGAACAUGUACGUACCUCAUGCCAACAACACAAUUAUCUUGUACUCAAAAGACAGUUAUUUUAUGUGCACAAGAUAUUUAUCUUGGACGCACAGUAAAAUGAUCUUGUAUGUGUUACUUGUGCACACAUGACAAUCACUUGUGAGCGCACAUUUUUAUAUUGUGCUGCAUGAAGGAAAUUUUUCACUUUUUGGAACCGGUUGUAGUAUUUAUAUUAUAUCGUAUCUUCAUUUAUGGAUUGACUUAAAGAUUGAUGGAUUCAGAUGAAAUUAAACACCAAGAUUCUGAGAGGACAUGGUAGGGAUUUCUGCUUUGAUGUAAAACCAAAGAGAAUGAAACUGAGAUUCAUGCUGUCAUAUUUUUAUCUUAUCUGUGUUUGUCAGAGGCCGAUAAAGCUGCGUAUCUGAUGGGUCUGAACUCUGCUGACCUGCUGAAAGCGCUCUGUUACCCCAGAGUCAAAGUUGGGAACGAAUACGUGACCAAAGCACAGAAUGUGCAGCAGGUCAGACUGCUGAUAAUUUGGUUGUAUUUAUACAUCCACCGCAGAGUGAUAUGAUGUGCUGCUUUCAGUAAUUUGUGAUAAAGAAAAAUUAAACACAGUACACAACUUUGAAAAUAACUACUCUUGUCUGUCUUGAACCCAGGUCUAUAACUCUAUCGGUGCUCUCGCUAAAUCAGUCUAUGAGAAGAUGUUUCUGUGGAUGGUUGUUCGGAUCAACCAGCAGCUCGACACCAAACAGUCAAGACAGCAUUUCAUUGGCGUCCUUGACAUCGCAGGAUUUGAAAUCUUUGAUGUGAGUGUUUACAGUCUGUAGCUCUAAUUUUUUAGAUAGAGGUUUCAUAAAUAGAAGUCAUUGCCGUCGGUAUAAUUCUUGUUUUAGUUUAAUAGCAUGGAGCAGCUCUGCAUCAACUUCACAAAUGAGAAACUGCAACAGUUUUUCAACCACCACAUGUUCGUGUUGGAACAAGAGGAGUACAAGAAAGAGGGGAUCGAGUGGGAGUUCAUCGACUUUGGGAUGGACUUAGCAGCCUGCAUCGAGCUCAUUGAGAAGGUGAGAUUUACAUCCUGAACAUCAGUUAUGUUCUUACUACAAAACUAAAAAUAUCAACAAAGAUUAAAUAGAUAUGUUGAAAUUGUGUUUAUAGCCGAUGGGGAUCUUCUCCAUCCUUGAAGAGGAGUGCAUGUUCCCAAAAUCUACGGAUACGUCCUUUAAAAACAAGCUGUACGACCAACAUCUGGGGAAGAACAGCUGCUUCCUGAAGCCGAAGGUGGUCAAAGGGAAACCUGAAGGUCACUUCACCCUGAUGCAUUACGCCGGAGCCGUCGACUACAACAUCGGCGGCUGGCUGGAGAAGAACAAAGAUCCUCUGAACGACACGGUGAUCCAGCUGUACCAGAAAUCCUCAGUCAAAACACUCGCCAUGCUGUACGCCAGCUUCUCAGGUCAAGAUGGUACGCUUAGAUUAAAAAACAGGGAAAAGAUACCUGUUUACAGAUCCAGCAUCUAAACUGUCGUAUUGAUGUAUUCUUGAUGCAGAUUAUUCAUGUUAUAUAUGGUGACAGUGGCGUGUUGUUGAUGCAGAGGCAGCAGCAGCAGGAGGAGCCAAAAAAGGAGCCAAGAAGAAAGGAGCAUCUUUCCAAACUGUUUCAGCGCUUUUCAGGGUCAGACUCUACCUGGCGUUAACCAAAAAAUCUUGAUUCCUUUUCUGGUUGAAGUGUUUUAGUUUGCAAAUCUGUUGGACUGAGGAGUCUGGUGGAAACUUGGAUUUUACUAUUGUACAUAGGUUAAAAAACAAUAAUCUUAUAGCUGUCACUGAAAAGAGACAGGGCUCAUUAGAAGUCACUUUUACCUUUCAACAUUGAAUUUUCUUUCAGGAGAAUUUGGGGAAACUCAUGACAAACUUGAGAACGACUCACCCUCACUUCGUACGCUGUCUGAUCCCCAAUGAGACCAAAACUCCAGGUGGAUUUUUACUCUCUUCUUAAGACUUUGAAACAACAAUAUAGUACUGAUGGUAAAUCAAGGAUAAGACGUGAUAACUAGUAAAAAUUCAUCAUUGCUGCCUAUCAUAGGUUCCAUGGAGAACCUCCUGGUUAUCCAUCAACUUCGCUGUAAUGGCGUCCUUGAAGGAAUCAGGAUCUGUAGGAAAGGAUUCCCAAGCAGGAUCCUCUACGGGGAUUUCAAGCAGAGGUAAACCACUUUGAAAUGUCUUCAAGUAUUUGGUGUCUUUUGAAACUAAAGUUUAAUUGGACGUUUUAUAAUCCCUGUUGUUUUCCUCUGUCAGAUACCGGAUCCUGAAUGCCAGUGCUGUUCCUGAAGGAACCUUUAUGGACAACAAGAAGGCUGCAGAGAAACUUCUGGGCUCCAUUGACGUUGAUCACACGCAGUACAAGUUUGGACAUACAAAGGUUAUAUUCUCUAACUGAACUCUAAAUGUAGACAUCUUGAGAAUGAUAUGACCCACGUAGAUCAACUUCACAGUUGGAUUAUUUCUGUAUUUUCAGGUGUUUUUCAAAGCCGGUCUGCUCGGCGCUCUGGAGGAGAUGAGAGACGAGCGUUUGGCUCAGGUCGUGACGUCGACUCAAGCUUUAUGUCGAGCCUUUCUCGUUCGGGUCGAGUUUCAGAAGAUGAUGGCCAGAAAGUAAAAAUAUCCUCUUAUUUGUCACUCUUCCCGAGGCAUUUUCCUCUAACCAUAACCAUUCCUCUAACAUUCCCAAAGCCACUGUUGCACCGUGUAGCUGCGUUGACAUGGGCACAAAUAAUCGGAAUAAAUGCGCGAUCAGAAUAAAAAUGCGUCAUGUAAACAUAUAGAUCGGAAGAUUCUGAUCCAGUUCAGCUGAAUCGAAAAGAAAUUCUAUUCUGAUUGAGAGGGAAGGUUAAUGCCGAUCGUUAUUCUGAAACGCGUCCAUGUAAACACUUAUUUUGAACAUGAUUCUCUAACCUGACUCCAUCUUCACUCUUUAACCUUUUGCUCAUUUAUUGAGGUCAGUACAGGAGGUUUCAUUAUUAACACUCUGGCCUCAAACAAAACAGCAGUCUGUGUCUGCUCCUCCCGCAGCAUAACAAGGCGUACAUACAGCGUAAUGAUGUCACAUCUGCACGCACAGUGCAACCUUUGACAGAACAGUAAAAUAAGUACGCAAGGGCGCCAUCUAGUGACAUCAUUUAACAGGGGGAAAACUCCUGAAUUGGAUAGAGUGAGCCACUACUGCGUUUGUUGCUUUGUUGACAGCACAGGCAGAAACACAACUCUUCGUCUGCAGUCGUUUUAGUGAAAUCAGACAACUCUGCACAUCUCCAAAUGCUUCUAAUUUGAAUAAAACUUGGUGCAUGUAUACGCACGUCAUGAUUGGAUCAUUUGAUUUUGCGCCCAUAUAAACAGUGGAUUCAGAUUAUCCGAUCCCUCAAAUUUUUAAUCCGAUUAAGAAAUUUUGCACAUGCAAACAUGGCUUGUGAUUGCUUUGUGUCUGUUUUGAUUGAUGUCCACCAUCUGUGCUAAUAUUCAUUAACCACCAUCUUCAGCUUUGUGCUGUCUAAAUAUAGAGAUUACUGUUAAAAUACCCUUCAUGUUGUUUUGCCAAUGCUUUAAAAAACUAACAGUUUUAUCAAAGUGUCAACAGGCAGGGGAGACAUUAUUAAUGGGACACUAGAUGUGCCAUCACUCCUUUCCUCAGAUAGGAUGUGUUUGAUCAGGUUUUCCCAAGCUAUUCAGUCAAUCACCAUGAUCGAGGGUAUUUGUGGACCAAUCAGGAUCAAGUAUCUCUUGCAGCCAAAUGAUCAAUAUGAAAGCUGUGUAAUAGAUAAUAUUUCAAGUGUGAGAGAGUGCAGCCUUGUCAAACUAACAUUUAUUUAAUUCUAUGAGACACUUGUCAGACAAACAGGACAGGUGAGUUUAUGUGAAAGACAGAAGUUUAAAUCCAGAAUAAAGUGAUCCUGAUUUCGCUCUGACAGGGAGGCCAUCUACACCAUCCAGUACAACUUCCGCUCCUUCAUGAACGUGAAGCACUGGCCCUGGAUGAAGCUGUACUUUAAACUCAAACCUCUGCUGAAGAGCGCCGAGGCUGAGAAAGAAAUGGCCCAGAUGAAGGAGGAUUUUGCUAAACUCAAAGAAGAUCUGAGCAAAUCUGAACACAGACGCAAAGAGCUGGAAGAGAAAAUGGUGUCUGUCGUUCAGGAGAAAAACGACCUGCUUCUGCAAGUCCAGGCUGUAAGAAUUGCUCCACCAUGAACAUGAAGUUUUCAAUAUCACCUGCUGAACUCAAACUCAUCAUGAUCACCUGUUUAACUGGAGUAAGUACCAAGCGUUUUGUUAUUUUACAUGUGUCUGAAUCAGGAGGCAGACAGUCUCCAGGAUGCAGAGGAGAGGUGUGAAGGUCUCAUCAAGAGUAAGAUCCAGCUCGAGGCCAAACUGAAGGAGGUGAUGGAGCGCCUGGAAGAUGAGGAGGAGGUGAACGCUGAGCUGACUGCCAAGAAGAGGAAGCUGGAGGAUGAAAGCUCUGAGCUUAAGAGAGACAUAGACGACUUGGAGCUAACGCUAGCUAAAGUCGAGAAGGAGAAACACGCCGUAGAAAACAAGGUUAUAACAUGAGCAGAUUGCAGAUAAUUUAUCAUCAUGUUUAAGAAGGAAUAAUAAAGUUAGUUCUAUGUGUUCAGGUGAAAAACCUGACGGAGGAACUUAUGAGUCAGGAUGAAAACAUCAGCAAGGUGACGAAGGAGAAGAAAGCUCUGCAGGAAGCUCAUCAGCAGGUGUUAGACGACCUGCAGGCAGAGGAAGACAAACUGAACGCUGUGAGCAAAGCCAAGACCAAACUGGAGCAGCAGGUGGACCAGGUGAGGAACACAAUGACUUCACUUAAGUCAAAGUUUAGAUCCUCCAAAUCAAAUAUUCCUCCAAAACAUGUGAAAGUCAUUUACUCAGAUUCAUACUAAAUCAUUAAAAAAAAACCCAGAGCAGAAGUAGUCAGAACAUUCACAGAAAUUAUGUAAAGUAUGAAAUGUCUUUCAAAUGCAGUGGAGUAAAAGUGAUACAUUUUCCCACAAAGUAAAGCUUAAAUAAUAUACGGAUGUUAAAAAAUGUACCAAAGAACAGGACUCAAGUUAAUUUACUGUGAUUGUCCAACAGUGAGCACUGAUAAUACGCUUAAUAAUUGUCUUUAUAACAAUAAUUUGUUAUAAAGACAAAAGUUAAGAUGCUUUAAAGCUUUAAAGGGAUAUUCCAGCAUAAAUAUGUUAUGGUCAAACACACUGGAACACCGAGUUAGACACCCCCCCGAGAGAUGAAAGUUGCCGACUGCUUGCUUCUCUAGUUUUACCAACUGUAGUAACGACUGCACGAUAGCAAAACACAGCGGUCUAAGGAACCAUAAACAAACCUCAAACAAAACGCCACUCUAUAGCCACAAAUAAUGCUCAGAACAGCACCUAACUUCAUCAACAGUACAUAUAGGGUCUUAGCCAUAGCAGUAGCCACCAAACAUCUCUUUAACUUUGCCUAAUUUCUUUAGCAAAGAGACUAAACACAACUCACCGGCUCUCCUCCAGCAGCCACUUGUUUGUAGGGAGAGCUUGGACGAGUCGAUCACCGAGAGCAGCGGGGUUACGCAGCUCAAAGAAGAACAUAGCGACGUAUUUGUGGCUACAGAGUGGCGUUUUGGUUGAGGUUUGUGCGUGGAGCCCUAAACCGCUGUGUGUUGCUAUAGUGCGGUCGUUACUAAAGUUGGUAUAACUAGAGAAGCAAGCAGUCGGCAACAUUCAUCACUUGAGGGGAUGUCUAAUUCAGUGUGUGUUUGACCCUAACUUAAUUUUAGGACAGAAUAUCCCUUUAAGCUUGGAGAAUAUCUUAAAUAUUCACCUGAAAGUUCACCUGUAUUUGCAGUUUUCUGUGUCUAAAAUGCUUUUGUGUGCUUCGAAGCUGGAAGCGUCUCUGGAACAAGAGAAGAAGAUCAGGAUGGAUCUGGAGCGUGCAAAGAGGAAGCUGGAGGGAGAUCUGAAACUGAGUCAAGAGUCCAUCAUGGAUCUGGAGAACGAGAAGCAGCAGCUGGACGAGAAGAUGAAGAAGUGAGUCUGUCUUGAAGAAUUUGGCUCCUAUGAGGGUAAAAACAGCGAAAACAAUUGUCUGAAGUUUGCUCUUCCCCCCGUGUUUGUAAUAAUUAUCAUAAAGGCAAGAAUCAUGAGAAACUCUUAUCAUCUAAAUUAUACCAUUAAAGCUGAUUAAAAAGUCAUACAUUUUUAAGCUGAUUUAACAGAACAUUUUAUUUAUGAUGAAUGAAAAAUAAAGCUGAAGAUUUAUUUUAACCAGGAAAGACUUUGAGUGGUCUCAGCUGCAGUCAAAGUUGGAGGACGAACAGGCUCUGGGUGUUCAGCUGCAGAAGAAAAUCAAAGAGCUGCAGGUGAAGAUUAAGACUCCAAAUCUAUUUUAAAGUGAUUUUAAGAAAAAAACUAAAGUUGUUUUAUUCUUCGUCUCUGAUCUACAACGUUGUCUUCAGGCUCGUAUCGAGGAACUGGAGGAAGAAAUGGAGGCUGAGCGUUCGGCACGAGCUAAAGUGGAGAAGCAGAGAAGUGACCUCUCCAGAGAGCUGGAGGAGGUGAGCGAGCGACUGGAAGAGGCGGGAGGAGCCACAUCCGCUCAGGUGGAGCUGAACAAGAAGAGGGAGGCGGAGUUUCAGAAACUUCGCAGAGAGCUGGAGGAGAGCUCGCUCCAACAUGAAGCCACGUCAGCCGCCCUGAGGAAGAAACACGCCGACAGUGCGGCUGAGCUGGGCGAACAGCUGGAUAACAUCCAGAGAGUCCGACAGAAGCUGGAGAAAGAAAAGAGCGAGCUGAAGAUGGAGAUGGAUGACCUGGUCUCCAACAUGGAGAGCACAGCUAAGGCUAAGGUUAGCCAUCAGAUCCUGAACAUCUGUCAUUCACAGGAUCAUCUGGAGUUCUUAACCAAGUUCUUUUUUUUGUUUUUAAUUUUAGAUAAAUUUAGAGAAAAUGUGCCGCUCGCUGGAGGAUCAGCUGAGUGAGGUGAAAACCAAAGAGGAAGAACAUCUGAGGCUCAUCAAUGAUCUGUCCAGUCAGAAAGCUCGGCUCCAGUCAGAAAGCGGUAAAGAGUAUAGCAUCAGGAAAUUUAAGUCAUUCCAAAAAAAGUUGGUAACGUGUUGAUUAAAGCAGAAUUUGAUGGUACGGAAAAAAUCAAAGCCUGUAUCUGAUUGGAAAUAGUAUAAGAAGCAAAAUAGUGGUAAUUAAAACUGUGAAGAAAAGUGAUUGUGAAAAAUAUAUGCUUCUUCUAGCAACAGGUAUCAAAAAGUUCACUAAGUGCCCAGAUCUGUAAACCACCCAUGCAAUGAUCACUUAUGCAUUCCCGAUAUCAUCGCUGUCUUUCUACUUGCCGCCAGAAACAAGCCGGUUGGUCCAUCUCCUCUUCGCUGAUGAGGAUGCUGAAUCCAUGAUUUCCAAUUUAGAUAUAACAAAGUCAAAAUAAUCCCAAAUGUCCCCAUACUGCCUGCGUUCAAAAAGCAUCUGAAAUCACAUUUAUUCACUGAGACCCAUGGUCCUUAACCACACCGCCCCACCACCCCCACUUCUACCCCCUCCCCUCCUCUCUCCUCUUUCCCCUAGCACCAUCUCCUUUUGUAAAGCGACCUUGGGUUACUUGAAAGGCGCUAUAUAAAACUAAGUUAUUAUUAUUAUUAUUAUUAAACUAUUGAGGUGACAAUAAAAAAAACAUGCUCUCUUCAGCAAGUCAUUUCUGAUUCUUUCAUCUUUCUUUUCAGCUGAAAUGUCUCGUCAGCUUGAAGAAAAAGACUCUUUACUGUCACAGUUAACUCGAGGAAAACAGGCGUUCAUUCAGCAAACUGAAGAGUUGAAGAGACUCCAUGAGGAGGAGGUGAAGGUGAGCGCUGAGAGAUGUGACCUUUAGAGAAAGCUGGGGGUCAAGAUAACUCAGUUGAAAAGAAAAAGACAAGAGCAUUGAAGUGCUUCGAUGUUAAAGUGUGAAUCAGAGUUUAGGACGUAUCUCAGUGUUAGAGAGUGAUUCUGUAAAUCCUCAUCAGGCUAAGAGCGCUCUGGCUCACGCUCUGCAAUCGUCUCGCCAUGACUGUGAGCUGAUCAGAGAGCAGUACGAGGAGGAGCAGGAGGCCAAAGCUGAGCUUCAUCGCUGCCUGUCCAAGGCCAACAGUGACGUGUCUCAGUGGAGGAACAAAUAUGAGACAGACGCCAUCCAACGAACCGAGGAGCUGGAGGAGGCUAAGUAAGAAGAAAACCCUUAAAAAUACAGUUUAUUUCAAAUGUUUCAUUAAGGUGAAAUGACAAAAGUAUUUAUAUAUAUUGUACAUAAUCUGGUCUAUGGUGUCUCCCCCUGCAGGAAGAAGCUGGCUUUGCGUCUGCAGGAGGCAGAAGAGGCGGUGGAGGCGGUGAACUCCAAAUGUUCAUCUCUUGAGAAGACAAAGCAGCGUCUGCAGGCAGAGGUGGACGACCUGAUGAUGGACGUGGAGAGAUCGAACGCUGCUGCUGCAGCUCUGGACAAAAAACAGAGAAACUUUGACAAGGUUUCAUCAUCAUAACGUUUUGAUUUAUAUCUCCAUCAUAUUCAUGCUGAGGGUUUGUGUCUGCAGGGUUUGUUUUGACUGAAAGUUCAGGUGGGGGGUUUGCGCUUUUUGUGUUUCCAUACUGUUGAUAUUUCUCUCUUGGAUUCAUGUUAAAAAGACUCAAAUUUCCUGCUUUGAGUUGAAAGUAUUAAGUGAAGAAUUUCUUUCAGGUUCUGUCGGAGUGGAAGCAGAAGUACGAGGAGGGUCAGGCAGAGCUGGAGUCAGCUGUUAAAGAGGCCCGAGGACUUGGCACAGAGAAUUUUAAGAUGAAAAACGCCUUUGAAGAGUGUCUGGAGCAACUGGAGACACUCAAACGGGAAAAUAAAAACCUGCAGCGUACGUCAAAGCUGCCUCUUAAUCUCAGCCUGAGCUCCAAGUCUCUAAAAGCAGAAAAAUAAAACCUUUUUUAUCCUCUUCUCAGAGGAGAUCAUGGAUCUGACCGAGCAGCUAGGAGAAACUGGGAAGACCAUCCACGAACUGGAGAAAUGCAAGAAACAGGCUGAGCAGGAGAAACUGGAGGCUCAGACAUCUCUGGAGGAGGCUGAGGUGAGAAAGAAUAAACUUUUCAAUAUUUAAACUUCCUCGGAGACUAAUCUAUCCUCUGUUCUCAGGCCUCCCUGGAGCACGAAGAGUCCAAGAUCCUGCGAGUCCAGCUGGAGCUCAACCAGGUGAAAUCUGAGGUUGACAAGAAGCUGUCGGAGAAGGACGAAGAGAUGGAGCAGCUGAAGAGAAACAGUCAGAGAAUCAUCGACACCAUGCAGACCACGCUUGACUCGGAGGUUCGCAGCAGGAACGAUGCUCUGAGACUGAAGAAGAAGAUGGAGGGAGACCUUAACGAGAUGGAGAUCCAGCUGAGUCACGCCAACAGACAGGCGGCCGAAUCCCAGAAACAGCUGAGGAACGUCCAGGCACAACUCAAGGUAAAACACACAGAGCUGCUCUUAAAUUAGUAAAAUGAUAUCCAGGAAGUGGAUAUAUCCUUAAAGGUGUUGUUUCUGUCUUUAAAGGAACUGCAGAUCCACCUGGAUGACGCUCUGAGGAGCAGUGAGGACAUGAAGGAGCAGGUAGCCAUGUCAGAAAGGAGGAGCAAUCUUGUGCAGGCAGAGAUGGAAGAGAUCCGAGCUGCUCUGGAGCAAACGGAGAGGAGCCGUAAGCUAGCAGAGCAGGAGCUGCUGGACGCCAGUGAGAGGCUGCAGCUGCUGCACUCGCAGGUAGAAACAUACCUGAAUAUAUCAAUCAGAUUAUUGAUAAAAGGUUCACUAAAUGGAGAAUAAACGAGUAUCAAAGUCAUGAAGUAAGCAUGAUCUAUGCAGGCUGCUAGAGAUCAGUGGGGAUUGUCUCACUUAUGGAGUAAACCUCUAGUGGACACUCAAGGAACUGCAAUUUUUUUUAGGACUCAAGCGUAAAUGAAAAUCAUCCUUUUGUGUCCUAUUUUAGAAACCUUUCAGGUGUAAAGAAAAGACUCAAAAGAACAGCCAUCCAGGACUUAAAGCCUGAUUUGUUGACAGCUACAAUGAUAAAAAGGACAUUUAAAAAACCUAUCUGCGUUUUUGUAUUUGCUGUCUUUAUAAUAUUGUUAUUUAAUGAUGUGUGACAGAACACCAGUCUGCUGAACAGCCGUAAGAAGCUGGAGGCCGAUCUGUCCAACAUCCAGUCUGAGAUGGAGGACAGUGUUCAGACAGCGAGGAACGCUGAGGAGAAAGCAAAGAAAGCUGUCACUGAUGUAAGAGAGGAUUAACGAUAUAAAAAAUCACUGUAUUAUAUUUGUUUUUGACCUUAAUGUUAGUAAAAGAUAUGCAUUGCAGUUGUUUUAAAACCACAUCAUAUCCUCAGCUCCUCAAACAGAAUUCAGUCAUUUGGUUGUUGUUUGUUUGUUUCCAGGCGGCGAUGAUGGCAGAGGAACUGAAGAAAGAGCAGGACACCUGUGCUCACCUGGAGAGGAUGAAGAAGAACGUGGAGGGGACAGUGAAGGACCUGCAGCACCGACUAGAUGAGGCAGAAAACCUAGCUAUGAAGGGCGGGAAGAAGCAGAUGCAGAAACUGGAGGCACGGGUACGAAUGAUAGAUCUUAUUUUUAGUAAAGCAAACAUUGGAAACUUUUGGCUUUUUGUGAGUUUUGGUGCCCUCUGCUGACAAAGCAGGAUAUCAUAUUUCCUUGCUGAUGUGGUUAUUAUGGCUUUGUUUCACCUGUGCUCUCCAGGGUCUACCUGGAUCCUAAUCUGCUUACAGAGACAAAGAUAUUGAGUUUUACUUUCUCUCUUUGAAACAAACUUGUGUGUGCAGGUUCGGGAACUGGAGAACGAGCUGGAGGCUGAACAGAGACACGGAUCAGACUCUGUGAAAGGAGUUCGUAAACUGGAGCGCAGGGUCAAAGAGCUUGCCUAUCAGGUAAACAGUGAACACAACUGAUUUAUUUUGAUAUAGAGGAUUUUCAAUUAAGGGCUGCGUGGUCAGUGCUGAGAGAGGACAAAACAAUUGUGCUAAGUUUAACUAAGGUCAAAUAAAAUUGUGUGUUUGAGUUUUUCAUGUUUUCAUUUUCAAUGAAACUUUCGUACCUAACCUCGUCUGUUUGAUUUCUAUCAGAGCUGUGUGGGACAAGGUUAACAAUAAACCCAAACUCCCAUCAUCCCUCUCCACUCAGUAAUAUAAUUAAGCCAUUUGUUUUAAUUUACUCUUCUGGGCUAAUUCCACCUUAAACUUUUUAUUUGCCUUAUCUGUUUCGUAAACGUUGUUUGAGCUGAACUGACAUUUGACACUGAAAUGUCACAUGAGGCAGAGGUAGACCAACAACUCCUGAGAAAACAGUCUUUUGUAAUGUUUAGACGCUUUCACUAACAAACAAAGCAUCAUGAAUAAAAGAGUUGGUUUCUGUUUCAGUCUGAUGAAGAUAAGAAGAACAUGCUGAGGCUGCAGGACUUGGUGGACAAACUGCAGCUGAAGGUCAAAGCGUACAAGAGACAGGCUGAAGAGGCUGUGAGUAUAGAAGGCCAACGCCGAUGCAAAUAAUCAGACAGCAGGUUGGCCAACGAGUGAUAUAAUACCCAUAUUCUGCUGUUGUUUUUUGUCUUUAUUUUUGUUGAACAGUUAAGUUUACAUGAUCCGUUUUGUAAAUUGUGGUUACCUUGCAGGAAGAGCAGGCCAACACUCACUUGUCCAAGCUGAGGAAGGUGCAGCACGAUCUGGAGGAGGCGGAAGAGCGAGCCGACAUCGCAGAGUCCCAGAUCAACAAGAUGAAGGUGAAGAGUCGAGACCUAAACAAGGUGAGUCAGAGCACCUGAACAGACACAACAGAUCUUAGCCUUUUUUUUUUACAUUCACUGUGUUUUUUGAUCUUCACUAUCUUUCCAUUUUAAUUUUCUGAUCAUUUUGUUCUGAUCUUCAGAAUAAAGACAGCGGGGAGUAGUCUCUGGUCAUCAUGACAGCUGUGAAGCUAGCGGUGUGUCUGAGAUAGUCAGCAACAUACUCCUAACACAUAUUUAUUAAUGUAUUUAUUAAUUAUUUCUGUAUUUAAAGCCAUUUUAUGCGUAGAUUGAUAUUUUGGCAUCAAUUUUAGACAAUGCUUUAGUCACAUGGUUUUUGAUUUAUUACUUAUCUUUUAUUUUAUUUUGACCCUUAUUAAGAAACUCUCGUUCACAUCAGCCAGUGUGAAACCCUUCUAUACCUUUCCCGCUGUUAUUUCAUCAUUAGACACAAUAUUACACAAACACACUCAUUUUUUAAAUUUAACUGUUUUAUGUCAUAUUAACACUAGAGGGUGCCAAACUGUCAUUUUUUAUUCACAUUGUGGCUUUAAAUCAGAAGUGAUGAAUAUACUUGUGUCGUUGUGUAGCUGUUGUAUGUUGCCUUAAUGUCAAUAAAGUGUGAAUAAAAUCACUAA
Messenger RNA from Xyrichtys novacula (pearly razorfish), 16630 nucleotides. The record is from the annotation of a GenBank genome assembly. NCBI's taxonomy places the organism in Eukaryota, Metazoa, Chordata, Actinopteri, Labriformes, Labridae.